AUGUUUUUUUUUUUUUUUUUUUUCAAGGUUCACAACAUCGUUUUGUAUCCCGAUAAACAUUCCUGGUGUAAAACGACGGAAAUAAAACAAAUCGUCGCACAUCCGGGAUGUUCAUCAAUCGAAAUCGACAACAAUGUUUGCGUGGGUGCUUGUUUUAGUUAUUCCAUACCUAGAACAAUACCUAGCUCACCCGGAGAAGUUAUUAUACCCUAUUGCGAUUCUUGUCAACCUGUCGAAUACGAAUGGCGAGAGGUUACUUUAACUUGUUCGGAUGAAUCGGAAGAAGAUGAAGGUCAAACUGAAAUGACGAAACGAGUACAAGUGAUAACGAAUUGCAGUUGUACAACGUGCGAGAAACAAUAUGAGGAAAAAAAAAUUUCGGAUCAUCAUAGACCCGUGGGGAGUAAAACCAACGAUGACGUACCUGAAUUAAUGAGUUUAAUGAUGGGCGUACAUAAUAAGGAACAAGAAAUAAAUGAAUCAGAAGAAGAAGAUGAUCAACAAAAACAACAAACGGUAGAUAAUGUUAACGUGGAAAUCGAAGGGGUUCGACCUGACGACAAAGAAAAUUUAAUUAAAGACGAGGACGAUGACGAUGACGACGACGACGACGGACAAAAUAAUAAAAAAAAUGAAAAAGAAAAAUUAAAAGAAAAAUUAGAUAAAGAAUCGCGAACGUUAGAAAUCCUUCAUUUAAGCAAUAAUAAUAAUAAUAAUGAAAAAUCAAAUACGUCAUCAUCGUCGUCUACGUCAUCACAAAAUAAAAUGAAAGAUUUAAUCGAAAUAGCUAAAACCGAACACAAACAUUACGAAUUUGGUCCUCAUCAUUCACUAAUAUUAAAACCGGAUGGAGAAACAUUUUUACAAUCCGAUGCUAAUAAUAAUAAUAAUCGGGGUAAAAUAAAAAAAUUAAAAAACGAUAAUGAUAAUAAUGAUGAUGAUGAUGAUGAUGUUUACGUGAGUACGAUAGAAGAUGACGAGGAAGAUGAUCUCGAACUAGAAGAUGGUUCUUCAUCGUCAUCAGUUAUAAAUCAAUUUAAAAUACACGACAGCGAUAAAUACAUUGAUCAAAUCGCCGUCGAAAGCAUAAGAAAAGAACAAAUAGAAAAUCAACCUAAAAUAAUGACCAUACCGGAUAUGAUUUACAAUUCUACAGCUUUCAAAGGAAAUGGAAAAUGGCGGAGCGGCGUUAGAAUGUUUGAGGUUCCUCAUCAUCAUCUUCAACCCGCCGUGGAAGGCGUCGAACUUAGUUAUUACGGUAAAAGUCAUACGAAAGUCGAUAAAAUCCAAGAUCGUGAUUGA
Messenger RNA from Pediculus humanus corporis (human body louse), 1302 nucleotides. RefSeq lists its product as uncharacterized. Gene Ontology annotation, biological process: animal organ morphogenesis. The record is from RefSeq and is a predicted model, not a curated record. Gene Ontology annotation, molecular function: BMP binding; receptor ligand activity. The coding region runs from base 1 to 1302 and encodes 433 amino acids. NCBI's taxonomy places the organism in Eukaryota, Metazoa, Arthropoda, Insecta, Psocodea, Pediculidae. The transcript has 4 exons.